This is a messenger RNA of Lolium perenne, 855 nucleotides long. Its product is annotated as mini zinc finger protein 4. Gene Ontology annotation, molecular function: transcription cis-regulatory region binding; DNA-binding transcription factor activity. Gene Ontology annotation, biological process: regulation of DNA-templated transcription; regulation of developmental process. Lineage: Eukaryota; Viridiplantae; Streptophyta; Magnoliopsida; Poales; Poaceae. The record is from RefSeq and is a predicted model, not a curated record. Gene Ontology annotation, cellular component: nucleus.
CUCAUGUCAAACAACUGCCAUUGCCAUUGAGUGCCGAUGGGUGGGGUGAUAUACUCCUAUAUAAUGUGGAGCACUGUGAUCUAUCCGGCUAGGGCUCUUGAUUUCUUGUUUCCCCGCACCCAUCACACCAAGUUAGCUGUUACUCCUCGUCUACCCUUCGAUCUCUGAGAGGAGGAUAGACGGUGAUGAUGAAGCGGCACGUGAUCCUCAGGCGGAGUCAUCCGCCGCCGCCGCCGCCGCCGCCGCCGGAAGCAUCGAUGGCGAUGGCGUUCAGCGGGUGCUGCCGCGACGUGCUCUACGGGGAGUGCCGGCGGAACCACGCGGCGAGGAUGGGAAGGUACGCGGUGGACGGGUGCCGGGAGUUCCUGGCCGAGGGGGAGGAAGGCACCAGCGGUGCGCUACGCUGCGCCGCGUGCGGCUGCCACCGCAACUUCCACCACCGGGUGGUGGUGCCGCGCUGCUGCUGCAGCGACCCGGAUGACGCCGCGGCUUCCGGUCGCAGCAGGGACUGCUCGACGGAGUCCACAGCGUCCAGCUCCACGGCCAGCUAGGAAGGCAGGAACUCGCAAGAUCAAUCACAGUAUCACACAGAUCGGCCGGCCAUGUUGAUCGACCGAUCCCAUCAGGUGUCCAAGUUACCGAUCCAUCAAACUUUUAUCCUCUUAUAGAUAGUUGCAUUGCCUACUUGUUUCUUCUCUGACUAGCUUUACUAGCUAGCUAGUGCAUUCGUUGUGCUUACUCUCUUACUCUUUUUCAGUAGUAUAUGUAUUCAUUGUGUUGGACGUGUGUCCAUUCACGCGCUCUCCCUGUGUCUCCCCCUACGCUCGCUAUUUUUUAUCUGGAUGAGAUUAAUUA